Messenger RNA from Oryza brachyantha (malo sina), 1682 nucleotides. RefSeq names its product protein GRAVITROPIC IN THE LIGHT 1-like. The coding region runs from base 47 to 1504 and encodes 485 amino acids. The transcript has a single exon. Lineage: Eukaryota; Viridiplantae; Streptophyta; Magnoliopsida; Poales; Poaceae. The record is from RefSeq and is a predicted model, not a curated record. Gene Ontology annotation, biological process: response to red or far red light; negative gravitropism.
CAGUGAGAGCAAGAGCUAGCUCAGCUAGGUGGUGCUGGUGCCACCAAUGGAGACGUUAAUGGCGGCCGACGUGCCGCAGCAGAAGGCCGGUGGUGGCCUGGCGCGGAGGCUGUCGAGGCUGCUCCGCCGGAAGCGCUCCACGGCAGGCUCUGUCGCCGGUGGUGAGUACGACGAGUCGCUGGACAGCUCCGUCAACUCGCUGAGCAAGCUCAAGCUGUCCGCGGCGACGCUGGAUGUGCUGUUCAGGAAUGCGGCGGUGGAGAAGAAGGGUGGGGUGCCGCAGCCGGCUGCUGCUCCGGCUCCGGCUCCGGCGUUGGACGCCGCCAGCGCGCACGCGUUCGUGGCGAGUCUCUUCGCCGGCGCGUCGGCGGUGAAGGCGGCGUACGCGCAGCUGCAGCAGGCGCAGCAUCCGUACGACGCCGAGGCGAUACAGUCGGCCGACGCGGCGGUGGUGGCGGAGCUCACCAAGCUCUCCGACCACAAGCGGAGGUAUGCCAGGGAUCCCGUCGCCGCGGCCAGGAGCGCCGCGGCGGGGCCAGCCGUCCUCGCGGCGCACGCCGACGAGCAGCGACACCUCCUCCGGACCUACGAGAUUACGGCGGGUAAGCUGGGGAAGGAGCUCCGCGCGCGUGAGGCCGAGGCGGUGCGCGCCCAGGCCGCGCUCGCCGACGAGCUCCGCGCCGCGCGCUUGCUGGAGGAGCGCGUCCACCCGGGGCGCACGCUCGCCGCGCUCGACGGCCUGCACCUCUCCGGCCUCAACGCCACCCAUUUCCUCACCGCGAUGCGCCACGCCGUCAAGUCGGUCCGCUCGUUCGCCAAGUCGAUGCUCUGCGAGAUGCGGCGGGCGGGGUGGGAUCCCGCCGCCGCGGCGGCUGCCGUGCACCCGGGUGUCCCGCUGCGCCAACCCGGCGACGCCAAGUUCGCGCUCGAGUCGUUCGUCGCGCUCAAGAUGUUCGCCGGCUUCCACCGGAGGGACUUCGGGCUGAGCUCCCUGCACGGCCGGAGCGCCCACGACCGGCGCCGCUUCUUCGACGAGUUCGAGGAGCUCAAGGCGGCGCCCGCGGCGGCGUUCCUCGACGCGCGGAGCUCGCGGUGGAGCGCGCUCGCCGAGUUCUUGCGGGACAGGUACCCGUCCCUGGUGCACGAGCGGAUGGAGGCGGCGUUCUUCGGCGACACCUCGCAGCGCGGCGCCGUGACGAGCGCCGGGCCGGCGCUCCCGGGGACGCCGUGGUUCGCCGAGUUCGCCGAGAUGGCGCGCCGCGUCUGGCUGCUGCACUGCCUCUUCUUCGCGUUCGACGGCGGCGCGUCCAUCUUCCAGGCGCCCGCCGGCGCCCGGUUCUCCGAGGUGUACAUGGAGAGCGUCAGCGACGACGACGGCGGUGCAGCGGUGGCGCCGGCCGGUGACCGCGCCGCCGUCGGGUUCACGGUGGUGCCGGGGUUCAGAGUCGGCCGGACGGUGAUGCAAUGCCGCGUAUACCUCUCGCGCCCGGCGCAGCAACCAUGACAACAGCGGAGCUCACCGCCGGUGCCGUACGCCGCCGCCUUCCCGGCCGGAGUGUGUCUGUCACGUAUAUGUACGAUGUAUCUAUGUCUAUGUAUUUACUAUCCAGUAAGCAAUUAUGUACUGGUGUAGUAGUAAGUAAUACUAUGAGAAUAAUGAUAAUAUAAAUUCGCAUUUUGGU